AUGGAGACUACCGAUGCUAUGCAAAAACCAGAAAUUCUACGACCUGAAAUGAACGAAAAUGGCCUUUACGAAAUCGAGUCCUUAUGCAUGAAUUGUCACGACGACGGCACGACGAGAAUUCUACCGAUAAAAAUCCCAUACUUCAAAGACAUCCUAUUAGAGUCCUUCAGCUGCGAUCAUUGCGGAUUCAAGAACAACACGGUCAAGAGCGCAGGCGAAAUACAACCCAAAGGCUCGAAAUACACUUUCCGUAUACAGACACUGGAAGACUUUCAGCGGCAGGUCAUAAGGAGCGAUCAUGGCACAUUUAGAAUAGAAGACAUUGAUCUCGAAAUGCCUCCUGCACCUGGACAGUACACUACCCUGGAGAGUAUGUUUUCAAAGGUCGUCACAGAUCUGCAAUAUGAUCAGCCGACGCGAAAAGAGCAAACACCAGAGACUUACCAGGCCCUUGAGGGCAUAAUAGCGAAGCUCAUGACUAUGCUGGAAGGAAACAGCUUUCCCAUCACUGUAACAUUAGACGACAUAUCAGGCAACUCUUUCAUAACACCAUCGCAGGACGACAAGGGCGAUAAAUACGUACGCUCGGAUUACCCUCGAACGCAUGAGCAAAACGUGCAGUUAGGCCUUGCGAUCGAAGACGGAGAGGAGAACAUCGAAAGAGAUCCUAUGGCAGGCGUGGACAUCGUUGAUGGCGAGAUCUAUGAACUGCCAGCGGAGUGUCCAGCCUGCACAAAGCCAUGUACAGUCAACAUGAAAAAGGUCAAUAUACCACAUUUCAAGGAAGUGAUAGUGAUGGCUACCGUAUGCGAACACUGCAGCUACAAGACGAACGAGAUUAAAACUGGAGGCGCUAUCCCGGAGAAAGGCAAGAAGAUUACUCUCAAGAUAGAAAAUGUGGUGGACUUGUCAAGGGAUAUACUGAAAUCCGAGACUUGCGAAUUACAUAGCGCGGACUUGGGACUCGAAGUCCAACCAGGAACACUGGGCGGGCGAUUCACCACUGUCGAAGGUCUUCUGACACAAGUUCGAGACCAGCUGCGUGGUCAGAUCUUCGACACUGAGGAUGGUGAGGGUCUACAGCCAGGUGAUUCAAUGGCGUCAGACACGAGGCAGAAUUGGAAUAGGUUCUUCGACAAGCUGGAUAGUGCGCUCAGAGCCGAGUUCGCAUUCUCGAUAACGCUGAUCGACCCGCUCGCCAACUCAUUUGUGCAGAAGAACACUGACGGGGAUGAGCAGGAUCCUCAGAUCACGUCCGAGGAGUACGACAGGACGGCAGAGGAAAUGGAAGAGCUGGGCUUGAAUGACAUGAAGACUGAAGGCUAUCAUCCAGACCUGCCGUAA
Molecule: messenger RNA, 1344 nt
Organism: Lithohypha guttulata
Lineage: Eukaryota; Fungi; Ascomycota; Eurotiomycetes; Chaetothyriales; Trichomeriaceae
Gene: ZPR1
Product: nucleolar zinc-finger protein
Exons: 1
Coding region: 1-1344 (447 amino acids)
Cellular component (GO): nucleus; cytoplasm
Molecular function (GO): zinc ion binding
Source: RefSeq, a predicted model, not a curated record